GGUCUCAUUGCGAAGAUGAAGCUGCUCCUGGCCCUGGCAGGCGUCCUAGCUGCACUCAUCCUGGCCCAGCUCUGUGAGGGCACUGCCCCAGCCUCCCCCAGGGCAGUGGAGACCUCGGUCCUUCGGGGCUGCAUAACAGAGGCCAAGUUGCUGGUGGAUGCGGCCUACAAUCAGACUCAGAGGAGCAUGAAGCAGCGCCUUCGCAGUGGAUUGGCCAGCCCCAUGGACCUGCUCUCCUACUUCAAACGACCAGCAGCGGCCACCAGGACAGUCGUUCGGGCUGCCGAUUAUAUGCAUGUGGCCUUGGGGCUGCUGGAGGAGAAGUUACAACUCCAGGGGUCCAGAUCCUUCAAUGUCACUGAUGUGCUAACAGAACCCCAGCUGCGGCUGCUGUCCCAGGCCACUGGCUGUGCUCUCCAGGACCAGGCCGAGAAGUGCAGUAACAAAUAUCGCACCAUCACCGGGAGAUGCAACAACAAGAAGAGACCCUGGCUGGGGGCCUCCAAUCAGCCCCUGGCUCGCUGGCUGCCAGCUGAGUAUGAGGAUAGGCUGUCGCUCCCCUUCGGCUGGACCCCCGGCAAGAAGCGCAAUGGCUUCCACCUCCCUCUUGUCCGGGACGUCUCCAACCAGAUCGUGCGCUUCCCCAGUGAGAGGCUGACCUCCGACAGGGGCCGGGCCCUCAUGUUCAUGCAGUGGGGCCAGUUCAUUGACCACGACUUGGACUUCUCCCCUGAGUCCCCAGCCAGAGUGGCCUUCACUGCGGGCGUCGACUGUGAGAAGACCUGCGCCCAGCUGCCCCCCUGCUUCCCCAUCAAGAUCCCACGCAAUGACCCUCGCAUCAAGAACCAGAGUGACUGUAUCCCUUUCUUCCGCUCGGCACCCGCAUGCCCCCAAAACAAGAACAAAGUCCGAAACCAGAUCAACGCUCUCACCUCCUUUGUGGAUGCCAGCAUGGUGUACGGCAGCGAGGUCUCCCUUGCCCAGCGGCUCCGCAACCAGACCAACUACUUCGGGCUGCUGGCUGUCAACCAACAGUUCCGUGACAAUGGCCGGGACCUGCUGCCCUUCGACAAUAUGCGCAACGACCCCUGUCGCCUCACCAACCGCAAUGCGCGCAUCCCCUGUUUCUUGGCAGGUGACUCCCGAUCAACUGAAACCCCCAAACUGGCAGCGCUGCACACUCUCUUUAUGCGAGAGCACAACCGGCUGGCUACCGAGCUGAGACGCCUGAAUCCCCGGUGGACCGGGGACAAGCUGUACCAGGAGGCUCGGAAGAUCGUGGGGGCCAUGGUCCAGAUCAUCACCUACCGAGACUUUCUGCCCCUGGUUCUGGGCAAGGCCCGGGCCAGGAAAACCCUGGGGCCCUAUCGGGGGUACUGCUCCAACGUGGACCCCCGUGUGGCCAAUGUUUUCACCCUGGCCUUCCGCUUUGGCCACACCAUGCUCCAGCCCUUCAUGUUCCGCUUGGACAGCCAGUACCGGGCCUCAGCACCCAACUCGCGUGUCCCGCUUAGCUCUGCCUUCUUUGCCAGCUGGCGAAUCGUGCAUGAAGGUGGCAUCGACCCCAUCCUCCGAGGCCUCAUGGCUACCCCUGCCAAGCUGAACCGCCAAGAUUCCAUGUUAGUGGAUGAACUCCGGGAGAGGCUGUUUCGGCAAGUGAGAAGAAUCGGGCUGGACCUGGCAGCUCUCAACAUGCAACGCAGCCGGGACCAUGGCCUCCCAGGGUACAAUGCCUGGAGGCGCUUCUGCAGGCUCUCCCAGCCCCGGAAUCUGGCUCAGCUUAGCCGGGUGCUGAAAAACCAGGCUUUGGCAAGGAAGUUCCUGAAUCUGUAUGGGACACCUGACAACAUUGACAUCUGGGUUGGGGCCAUCGCAGAACCUCUUCUGCCAGGGGCCCGAGUGGGGCCUCUUCUGGCUUGUCUCUUUGAGAACCAGUUCAGAAGAGCCCGAGAUGGGGACAGGUUCUGGUGGCAGAAACGGGGUGUUUUCACCAAGAGACAGCGCAAGGCCCUGAGACGGGUUUCCUUGUCUCGAAUUGUGUGUGACAAUACUGGGAUCACCACCGUUUCGAGGCACAUCUUCAAGGCCAACACCCACCCCCGGGGCUUUGUGAGCUGCAGGAGCAUCCCCAAGUUGGACCUGUCAGCCUGGCGAGGCAAAUGAGGCUCAGCAGGUAAGAGGAGGCCCUCCUUCCACAGCCCUGGGCCGGGUCGGGCCCUCACAUCCCUCCCUGCAGGGGACAGCUGACUCCUUUCAGGCCUCUAAGCAGAGACAACAGAAUUUGUCACUAGGGACAGGGAACUCUUUCCUAGUGGCUUUCCUGUAUGCUAGCUUCUGGGCUGAUAGUUAAUCCCGGGGCCUAGGCCUUUGGGGGGGACAAUUAAGAAGUGCCAAACUAACCUCAGCUUAGUCAUCAACACCCUAAAACAGCCCCAUUUCUUGAUACCCAGCAAGUUCCUCACUUGCCCACUUCUCCUGCUUCCACAGGAGUCCACGCCAAGCCUCCAAUCUUGGAGACAAUGGGACCUACAGAAGACCACAAGCCCACCUUCUCCCCCAUAUCUUGCUGACGCUUUUGCUGGCUACAGAAAGCUGGUUCUUUGGCUGGGAGUGACAGCUGGUGCUCCCAGCAGCAAGGAAUCCUCCCGCCUUGGGAGCUUCUUAGCUAUUAGGUCAUGCAUCAGCUCCAGGUGUAAGGACUUGUGAGCCAAGCAAGGCGGUCUAGAGGCCCUCAUCUGAGAAUAGUCAUCUGGAGGGUUUCCAGCCCCUGUCUCCUAUUUCCCAGCUUGUCCCCGACCCCUGCCCAUGACUGGGAGGCCACAUAGUCCCAGCCUCUAGCCACCUCACAAUCUUUCUCUGGAGCCUGCAGGCUGGGAAGCACACUCUGCUUCUACCAAUAAAGCACUGCUAAGGGCACACACUGGUUUUUGCACUGGGCUGGGGAGGGCAUGACCCUAGUCCCGUGCUUUGUUCCAGAUGUUUAAGAGGAGGGCUGCCAAGACACAGCUGGCACUAACCUCUAAGCC
Molecule: messenger RNA, 3026 nt
Organism: Equus quagga
Lineage: Eukaryota; Metazoa; Chordata; Mammalia; Perissodactyla; Equidae
Gene: EPX
Product: eosinophil peroxidase
Exons: 12
Coding region: 16-2163 (715 amino acids)
Biological process (GO): response to oxidative stress
Molecular function (GO): peroxidase activity; heme binding
Source: RefSeq, a predicted model, not a curated record